AAAAAUAAAAAAACAAAAGUUUUUAUCUUUUUUAGUUUUUUAUUAUUUUCAAAAAAAGUUAAAAAACUGUGACUCUCUGUGUGAGUCUCUGUGUUGCUCUGUGUGUGUGGGCGUGUGUUUAUAAGUACUGCUAGAGCGAGAGUAAAAGCUAGAAAGAGAGAGAGAGAUUGAUUUUUUGGGUUGAAGAUGAUAGACUUUGGCAGAGUGCAAAAGGAGCUACAAGAAUGUAGCAGAGACAUGGCGGCAUCAGGAAUCAAAGUGAGCCCAAAAAGCGACAAUCUUGCUCGUCUCGUUGGAACCAUUCCUGGACCCAUUGGUACUCCUUAUGAAGGGGGUACCUUCCAAAUCGAUAUCUCUUUGCCAGAUGGGUACCCUUUUGAGCCUCCAAAAAUGCAGUUUGCAACCAAAGUUUGGCACCCCAAUAUCAGCAGUCAAAGUGGAGCAAUUUGCCUUGACAUUUUGAAGGACCAAUGGAGUCCAGCAUUAACUCUGAAGACAGCACUUCUUUCAGUACAAGCACUGCUCUCUGCCCCUGAACCUGAUGACCCUCAAGAUGCCGUGGUAGCACAACAGUACAUUAGGGAAUAUCAAACCUUUCUCGGCACAGCUCGUUACUGGACAGAAUCUUUUGCAAAGGCAUCAUCUCUUGGAGUUGAGGAAAAGGUGCAAAGACUUCUGGAGAUGGGCUUUGCUGAACCUCAUGUUAGAAGUGCUCUGGAAGCUGUUGGUGGUGAUGAAAACUUGGCUCUUGAAAAGCUGUGCUCUAGCUAGUUUGUGCACCCGGUGCUGAGUGUUGUGCUUCUCAACCUUUUAUGCACCACCAACCAUGAUUGCUGGAAUUUAUACAAAUACAAAGGUUUAGUUUGGAUCUCUAAGUUGCCUCAUCUAGCCUAGGACUUUUUUUUUUUUAAUGUCUUUUAAUUCCUUGCAGACUAUGUUUUUGCAAACAUAUCUAUCUUCUGAUGUAAAGCAAUCCAUGUGACACUCACUUAUUGUUGAGCAACUUUUGCUGUAAGUUGCCAUAACUAUCAGUGCAAUUGAAGUGUUCAAAAUUCAAGAAGAAAGUUUUAUGUUCA
Quercus robur (English oak) is the source of this 1076-nucleotide messenger RNA. Its product is annotated as ubiquitin-conjugating enzyme E2 27. Gene Ontology annotation, molecular function: protein binding. The coding region runs from base 187 to 771 and encodes 194 amino acids. The record is from RefSeq and is a predicted model, not a curated record. The transcript is spliced from 5 exons. Lineage: Eukaryota; Viridiplantae; Streptophyta; Magnoliopsida; Fagales; Fagaceae.